CGCACGCUGAUUGGCUCCGGGCCGGCGGCGCCGGCUCCCGAUUGGCCCGCGCGCCGGGGAUGAAGAAGCACGGCGCGGGAACCGGCGCGAGCCUGCAGGGCGGCGGCGGCGGAGGUUCCUCGAUUUGUGAUCUCCCUGAAGGCACCAUGAGCUGCAUCAACCUGCCCACCGUGCUGCCCGGCUCCCCCAGCAAGACCCGGGGGCAGAUCCAGGUGAUUCUCGGACCCAUGUUCUCAGGAAAAAGUACCGAGCUGAUGAGACGCGUCCGUCGCUUCCAGAUUGCCCAGUACAAGUGCCUGGUGAUCAAAUAUGCCAAAGACACGCGUUACAGCAGCAACUUCUCCACGCAUGACCGGAACACCAUGGAGGCCCUGCCAGCCUGCGUGCUCCGGGACGUGGCCCAGGAGGCCCUGGGCGUGGCUGUUAUAGGCAUCGACGAAGGGCAGUUUUUCCCCGACAUCGUGGAGUUCAGCGAGACCAUGGCCAAUGCCGGGAAGACUGUCAUUGUGGCUGCACUGGAUGGGACCUUCCAGAGGAAGGCGUUCGGGACCAUCCUGAACCUGGUGCCCCUGGCCGAGAGUGUGGUGAAGCUGACGGCGGUGUGCAUGGAGUGCUUCCGAGAGGCCGCCUACACCAAGAGGCUGGGCGUGGAGAAAGAGGUCGAGGUGAUCGGAGGAGCAGACAAGUACCACUCCGUGUGCCGCCUCUGCUACUUCAAGAAGGCUUCGGUUCAGCCUGCCGGGCUGGACAGCAAAGAGAACAAAGAGAACUGCCCGGUGCUGGGAAAGCCCGGGGAGGCCCCGGGAGCCAGGAAGCUAUUUGCUCCUCACCAGAUCCUGCAGUGCAGCCCGGCCAACUGAGGCACAGGCCCCACACCCAGGACGGGGGCGGACCGGUCACCUGCUCCCGUGCCUGCUGCUGCCCCCUGGCAGACGCCUGCCCCCUGCGUGCUGCCCAGCCUUCUCGGAGGAGGAAGCGGGGGUUGGGGGGUGAGGUUUCACCAGCGCCCUUUCCCCGGCCAAGGGCCACGGGCCGGUAGUCUGCACAUCACACUGCCCUCCUUGCCUGCCCGCCGGCUUCUCUCAGUUCCCUUCCCGGGCUACUCACAACCCACCCCAGGCCGGCGCGGGGUCUGCCCACUGCUGACCUGAGUCCCUCCCUCUCCAAGGGGUGAGGCCGGAGGCGCAAGCUCCUGUGACAUCGGCGCUCCUGCCUGCUUUCCCCUUUGUGGCUUUUGCUGUUGAGUUUCUGUUCUCACUGGGAAGUCAGAGCACCAGCACCUCUGGCUCAGCACCAAGCCUCCUCUCGUGCAAAGACUUUAGUCCCCCUGCCUGGGACGGGCCCCUGGCCCCUCUGAAGAUGGCUGGAGUUGUUCUCUCUUACUUCCCUUUGGGCCGAAAGCCCUUCCUGCUCUGGCGAUCAUUUUCUCCAGAAUUACAGUUUCUUCCAUGUGGGUGACACCCUGCUGGGGCUCAGAUCCCAGGGGCUUGUCUUUCUUUCAAGGCAGGGGCUGUGAUUUUUCUCUUUUAGUGUGUGAAAUUAAUAAUAUUAAAAUUUACUGGUUGAUGAUGAAAGCGUAUUUCUCUUUAACUGUCUGGGAUUCCCCUGGUCUCACUGUAGACAGCUCUGACCUGAUUUAGGUGUGGGGAUUUCUUUUCAAAUCAUUUUCUAGUACUACUGAUCUCUUAGCCACAACGCUUUUUAACUGAGAAAUGAUCGUGAAGCGUGUCCUGAGAGGAAUGUUUGCCUGCUCUUCUGUUUGGGCAGGUUUCAGGUCAAGAUGGGUGGAUGAAGGAGCCUGGGACCCAGGUUGGAAAGAUGAAGCUUUGGUCUGUGCUGCCAGAUGGGGCUGUGAGGUCAGGUUUUGUUUGUGAAACAGACACUUGACAGUUCAGGAGCCAAGAAGACCAGCUCUGCUAUGCCUCAGAAAAUACACUGUGGGCAGCUUACAUGGAGGCAAGAGUGCUCUAGGUCGGGUGUGGGUGGCGUGAGCCUGGGCUGUAGGUGUGCCCCGUGCAGAUGGGGUCCGGGUUCCCCACCCUCGCCCCAGCUUCUCCCUCCCCUUUGCUCGCGGUUGGUCCCAGGUUACAGAGGUGCAGUACAGUGGUGAGACAGUAAUUCCCAAACCCUAUUAGUUUUUGCUCAGGAUUUUGAAACUGUUGGGGCCCACUUUUGACAGCUCCCUGUCUGGGCUCAAAAGGGGAAGCCCCGAGUUGCCUUGCGGGCCCUGGCCUCCUGCCUGAGCCGGGCUUGUUCCCUGGGGCGGGCUGGGCGCUCAGGCCGGCCCCGUGUGUGUCCCGGACAGGCUGCAGAGGUGCUGAGCCCUGUCUACGGGAAGCAGAGGGCCCUCCAGGGGCACGCCGGGACCCUGGCAAGGCGGCCCAGAAAAGCCAUGUUGUUUACAGGCUGAGCACAGUUGCUAUUUUAAGAUGCUGAUGGAGGGCAGCGUGAGCAAUGAGACCCUGGGUCGGUGGGGGUGUGUGGCAGGG
Molecule: messenger RNA, 2489 nt
Organism: Balaenoptera musculus (blue whale)
Lineage: Eukaryota; Metazoa; Chordata; Mammalia; Artiodactyla; Balaenopteridae
Gene: TK1
Product: thymidine kinase 1
Exons: 7
Coding region: 60-860 (266 amino acids)
Biological process (GO): thymidine metabolic process
Molecular function (GO): thymidine kinase activity; ATP binding
Source: RefSeq, a predicted model, not a curated record